Camarhynchus parvulus is the source of this 1986-nucleotide messenger RNA. RefSeq names its product mutY DNA glycosylase (gene MUTYH). The coding region runs from base 27 to 1544 and encodes 505 amino acids. NCBI's taxonomy places the organism in Eukaryota, Metazoa, Chordata, Aves, Passeriformes, Thraupidae. The record is from RefSeq and is a predicted model, not a curated record. The transcript is spliced from 15 exons. Gene Ontology annotation, biological process: mismatch repair; base-excision repair. Gene Ontology annotation, molecular function: 8-oxo-7,8-dihydroguanine DNA N-glycosylase activity; purine-specific mismatch base pair DNA N-glycosylase activity; 4 iron, 4 sulfur cluster binding. Gene Ontology annotation, cellular component: nucleus.
CCGCGCGGGGCCGGGUGGCGGCGGCCAUGGCCGGGGAGCUCCGGCGGAGCGGCGGGAGCGCGGCCCCGCCCCGGGGGCGGAGCAGGAAGCGCGCAUCGCCCCGCGAAGGGGCCCCGGCUGCAGCGCCCGCUCCGCCGCCCGCCCGGCAUCUCUUCAGCGACCCGGCUGAGGUCGAGGCCCUGCGCCGCAAUCUGCUCGCCUGGUACGACCGAUGCAAGCGGGACCUUCCCUGGAGGGCGCUGGCAGCGGCGGAGCCGGAUGCCGACAGACGGGGAUAUGCAGUGUGGGUGUCCGAGAUCAUGCUCCAGCAGACACAGGUGGCUACGGUGAUCGACUACUACACCCGCUGGAUGCAGAAGUGGCCAACGCUGCAGGCUCUGGCACAGGCGUCCCUGGAGGAGGUGAACGAGCUGUGGGCUGGGCUUGGCUACUACUCCAGAGGGAAGCGUCUGCAGGAAGCAGCAAGAAAGGUGGUGUCCGAGCUGGCUGGCCGGAUGCCCAGGAGGGCUGAGGAGCUGCAGAAGCUGCUGCCGGGCGUGGGCCGGUACACGGCGGGAGCCAUCGCGUCCAUCUCGUACGGACAGCCUACAGGAGUUGUGGAUGGGAACGUGAUCCGGGUCCUGUGCCGCCUGCGAUGCAUCGGUGCCGACUCCAGCAGCCCGGCCGUCAUCGACCGGCUCUGGGACAUGGCCAAUGUCCUGGUGGACAGGAGUCGCCCAGGGGAUUUUAACCAAGCCUUGAUGGAGCUGGGGGCAACUGUGUGUGUGCCCAAGUCCCCACUGUGUGGGGAGUGCCCGGUGAAGCAGCACUGCCAAGCGUGGCGCAGAGUGGAGAAGGAGCUGGCCUUCGCCUCUCAGAAGGUGUUUGGAAAAGCCCCCCCAGUGCCUGAUGUUGAGGACUGUGGUGUUGGGGACUGUCCCCUGUGCCCCCCAGCCACAGAGCCGUGGGACAGCAGCCUGGGGGUGACCAACUUCCCCCGGAAAGCAGCGAAGAAGCCGCCGCGGGCGAUGCGGACAGCCACGUGUGUGCUGGAGAGGAGGGGCUGCCACGGGGCCCCAGAAUACCUCAUUGUGCAGAGACCCAGCUCGGGUCUCCUGGCUGGACUCUGGGAGUUCCCAAGUGUCCCACUGGCUCAAGAUCUGCAGGAGGAGAAGGAGAGGGAGGAGCUGGCUGAUCACCUCCAGGCCUGGAUGGGGCAGCCCGUGGCAGCAAAAGGCCUGCAGUUUGUUGCAGAGGUCAUCCACAUCUUCUCCCACAUCCACCAGACUUAUGUGGUCUACUCCCUGCACCUAGAUGGGGAUGUGACCCUGGACCCUGCCUUGUCCCCAUCCCGCUGGGUGACAGAGGAUGAGUUCCAUGCCUCGGCUGUGUCCACAGCCAUGAAGAAGGUGCUGAAAGCUCACGAGAAGCAGCGCAGGAAGGAGAGCAGCCCUGUCAAGGGCUCCAAGCGGAAGCGGGGGGCCAAGGCACCGGGAGCAGGCAGCCCCUGCCCUGGGACACAGCUCUCCCUCCGAGCCUUUCUUCGGGCACCGACGGCCCCGUGAGGGCACCAACCUUCCUCGUGCGAGAGCCCAGAGCCCCUCGCUGGGUCAGUCCUGGCCGGGGCGUGGCAGUGCUGUCCCUGCCAUAGCAAUCCCAGGAGAUGGCUCUACAAUGGUCUCUCACUCUUCCUUUCCCCUGCCUCCCCCGUGGGCAUUGUGCCUGGAUGUGGCCACUGGUCCUGGUUUAAUCCUGGAGCCAGACCUGCCCUCCCUCCUUGGCUGGAGCGCUCCUGGGGCGACUCGGCCCUGUACUGCCACCACUUUGGCACUGUGGACUUGGGGCAGCAGGGCUUUCUCUCCAGCAGUGGGACGGCUGUGGCCACAUGGCUCCCACAGCCCUGUCCCCUGCCUGCAUCUCAUGCCCCAGCCAGUGACUGGGGAUGCUGCUGUACCCUCCCUUGUUUUUACUGGACCUGAAAAUAAAUCUCAAGUGUGUGGGUUUUUU